AUGGUCUUCGCGCCUGCCAAAUUGACAGCUCCAUCCACGGGGUGUUCAAACGUCAACUACAAUCAAAUAGGAAUCUUCUUUUCGACACUACUUUUGACGAUCCAAUGA
Molecule: messenger RNA, 108 nt
Organism: Haemonchus placei
Lineage: Eukaryota; Metazoa; Nematoda; Chromadorea; Rhabditida; Trichostrongylidae
Source: the annotation of a GenBank genome assembly